CUUCACACCCACUGUAACCGAUUCGCCUCCGACCUCUCCGCCCGAUUCGAAGACACCACCAAACGCUUCGCAGAAUCCACAACCAAUAGACGUUUCUCUCCUCCUCCUCCGCCCUUCGCCUCCGUCUCUCAGUCCUCCAAGCCUUCUUCCACCGCUGCAACCUUGAACCCGUCCCACGUUGCUAAAGCUCUCGCUGGCACGUCGGUCUUCACGGUCAGCAACACCAAUAACGAGUUCGUUCUCAUCUCGGAUCCAACAGGAGACAAGUCUAUCGGUUUGCUCUGUUUCCGACAAGAGGAUGCUGAAGCUUUUCUUGCUCAGGCGCGCCUCCGGAGAAGAGAGUUGAAAGCCAAUGCUAAGGUUGUUCCCAUUAAUCUGGACCAGGUCUACUUGUUAAAAGUUGAGGGGAUUUCUUUUCGCUUCUUGCCGGAUCCUAUCCAAAUUAAGAAUGCAUUGGAGCUCAAGUCUUCGAGUAGUAAGAAUGGGUUUGAUGGAGUUCCGGUAUUCCAGUCUGAGCUUCUUGUUGUGAGGAAAAAAAAUAAACGUUACUGCCCUGUAUAUUUCAGUAAGGAAGAUAUAGAGAGGGAACUUUCAAAGUAUACAAGAGCAUCAAGAGCAGAUCAACAAAUUAUGGUUGGGAGUUUGGAAGAUGUCUUGAGGAAAAUGGAGAGGAGCGAGAAGAAUUCAGGUUGGGAAGAUGUAAUAUUCAUUCCACCAGGAAGAAGUUAUGCACAACACAUGCAGGAGGUGAUCAAAGAGUAACAAAAGAUUGAGAGACACAGUAUGUAGUUUCAGUUUGAUAAAAUAAAACAACUUCUCUUGAGAUUUUGCAAUAUUAUCAUUGUCCCCAAAGAGCUCAACGCAGUUUCAGUUAUUUUUUUUUCGUUCUUUCCACUCUUUAACACCAUUCAAUCUCUUGGUUCUUACACACCCUAACUUAUAAUUGUUUGUAUGGAUACAAAUGGUAAAUGUAUUUUGGUUUAAAGUUA
Raphanus sativus (radish) is the source of this 989-nucleotide messenger RNA. Its product is annotated as protein TIC 22, chloroplastic. The record is from RefSeq and is a predicted model, not a curated record. The transcript is spliced from 8 exons. Lineage: Eukaryota; Viridiplantae; Streptophyta; Magnoliopsida; Brassicales; Brassicaceae. The annotation marks the transcript as partial. Gene Ontology annotation, cellular component: chloroplast. Gene Ontology annotation, biological process: protein transport.